This is a messenger RNA of Acomys russatus (golden spiny mouse), 1754 nucleotides long. RefSeq names its product solute carrier family 19 member 2 (gene Slc19a2). Bases 153 to 1649 code for a protein of 498 amino acids. Gene Ontology annotation, cellular component: plasma membrane. Gene Ontology annotation, biological process: vitamin transport; transmembrane transport. Gene Ontology annotation, molecular function: vitamin transmembrane transporter activity. The transcript is spliced from 7 exons. The record is from RefSeq and is a predicted model, not a curated record. Lineage: Eukaryota; Metazoa; Chordata; Mammalia; Rodentia; Muridae.
GAGGGGGCGGUGACACCGAUCACCCUGACCCUGGCGCGAAGCGGCGUCGCGCGCGGUUACAGGUGCCCGCGGCGGGCCGCGGCUGGAGCCUGCUCCAGUUGGCCAGGAGGGAGGAGGGGCGCCGUGUUCGCGUCCUGCCCCUCGCGCCCAGGAUGGACGUGCCCGCCCGGGUGUCCAGACGAGCGGCGGCGGCGGCGGCCACGAUGCUUCUGCGUACGGCGCGUGUCCCCCGCGAGUGCUGGUUCCUGCCGACCGCGCUGCUCUGUGCCUAUGGCUUCUUCGCAAACCUCCGGCCAUCGGAGCCCUUCCUCACGCCCUAUUUGCUGGGGCCAGACAAGAACCUGACUCAGAGACAGGUCUUCAAUGAAAUUUAUCCCGUGUGGACAUACUCUUACCUGGUGCUGCUGUUUCCCGUGUUCCUCGCCACAGACUACCUCCGCUACAAGCCCGUCAUUCUGCUCCAGGGCUUCAGCCUGAUCGUCACGUGGUUCAUGCUGCUGUAUGCCCAGGGGCUGCUGGCCGUUCAGCUCCUGGAGUUCUUCUAUGGCGUCUCCACGGCCACGGAAGUCGCCUACUACUCCUAUAUCUACACCGUGGUCGACCUGGGCAUGUACCAGAGAGUCACGAGUUACUGUCGAAGUGCCACGUUGGUGGGCUUCACGGUGGGCUCCGUCCUCGGGCAAAUCCUCGUCUCCGUGGCGGACUGGUCCCUCUUCAGCUUGAACGUCAUCUCCCUCACCUGUGUCUCUGUCGCUUUUGCUGUGGCCUGGUUCCUGCCUAUGCCACAGAAAAGCCUCUUCUUUCACCACAUUCCUUCCUCCUGUCAGGGAGUGAAUGACGUCAAGGUACAAAAUGGUGGCAUCAUUGCUGAUACCCCGGCAUCUAACCACCUUCCUGGAUGGGAGGACAUUGAGUCAAAAAUCCCUCUAAAUUUAGAUGAGCCUCCUGCGGAGGAACCGGAGGAGCCCAAGCCAGACCGGCUGCGUGUGUUCAAAGUCCUGUGGAAUGACUUCCUGAUCUGUUACUCCUCCCGCCCUCUGCUCUGCUGGUCCGUGUGGUGGGCCCUCUCCACCUGCGGCUAUUUCCAAGUGGUGAACUACACACAAGGACUGUGGGAGAAGGUGAUGCCCUUUCAGCAUGCUGACAUCUACAAUGGCGGUGUGGAGGCUGUCUCAACCUUGCUGGGUGCUAGUGCUGUAUUUGCAGUUGGUUAUAUAAAAAUAUCUUGGUCAACUUGGGGAGAAGUGACUUUAUUCCUGUGUUCUCUCCUGAUUGCUGCUGCAGUGUAUGUCAUGGACACUGUGGGGAACAUUUGGGUGUGCUAUGCAUCCUAUGUUGUCUUCAGAAUCAUCUAUAUGGUACUCAUCACCAUAGCAACUUUCCAGAUUGCUGCAAACCUGAGCAUGGAGCGUUACGCCCUCGUGUUUGGUGUAAACACCUUCAUUGCGCUGGCAUUGCAGACUCUGCUCACACUAAUUGUGGUCGAUGCCAGGGGCCUUGGCUUAGACAUUACCACUCAGUUCCUGAUUUACGCCAGCUACUUUGCAGCCAUCUCUCUGGUUUUCCUGACCAAUGGUACAAUCAGUAUUAUAAAGAAGUGCAGAAAGCAGGACGAGCCCAGCCCCAGCCCUGAAGCAGCCUCUUCCUAACACGCCGCCUGGUGAAAAGCUGCAGCUUCCAAGCAAGGACUCCGCCCCGCAGCAGCCUGGAUGUAGUUAAACUCUCUAUGGUUCAGAUAAAUACUCAUGAAUGUG